Messenger RNA from Dacryopinax primogenitus, 1013 nucleotides. Its product is annotated as Mov34-domain-containing protein. NCBI's taxonomy places the organism in Eukaryota, Fungi, Basidiomycota, Dacrymycetes, Dacrymycetales, Dacrymycetaceae. The transcript has 4 exons. The record is from RefSeq and is a predicted model, not a curated record. Gene Ontology annotation, molecular function: metallopeptidase activity; translation initiation factor activity; translation initiation factor binding. Bases 43 to 951 code for a protein of 302 amino acids. Gene Ontology annotation, cellular component: eukaryotic translation initiation factor 3 complex, eIF3m. Gene Ontology annotation, biological process: translational initiation.
AAAAGUCAUUGGUUAGAAGGCUGCAGCAGAGUAUACUACAAAAUGUCCCUCGGUCGACCAUCUCAGGCUAUCUUUCUGCAGCCACCAGCGCAGACGAGCGCUCCUUUUGCCAACCGCCCGUUGCCUGUCACAUCUGUCACAGUUCAUCCGAUCGCACUCUUCUCCAUCCUCGACCACUACCUCCGGAGAGACGAGAAGCAAGAGAGAGUCAUUGGGACUCUCUUGGGAUCGCGACAGGAUGGAGAAGUUGAGGUGAAGAGCGCGUUUGCAGUGUUGCACGCCGAGACGGCGGAGAGGGUGGCCGUGGACAUGGACUACCACAGGACGAUGUUGGAGCUGCAUCAGAGAAUCAACCCGAGGGAGGUCAUUGUUGGAUGGUACUCCACCGGCGCCAAUCUGAACACUUACUCCGCUCUCAUCCAAGGAUCCUUCUACCAACACGAGACCGCGCCGCAUCCCGCUAUCCUUCUUUCGCUAGACACCGACGCAACCGAGGGUCAGCUUGGUGUUAAGACUUACCUCAGCGCCCCUGUCGGGGUUACGCCAAAACUCGAGAACUGCGUGUUUACCCCAGUUCCAUGCACACUCAGGUAUUCUGCUGUGGAAAAGGGAGGUUUGGAUCUCUUGACUAAUGCGGCCUCGUCUUCGACGCAUCUUUCUCACCCGGAACGAGAAAUGGAAGAGCUGGAGAAUGCGAUCACUGACGUGGUCAGCAUGCUCGACCGUGUCCUCGCAUAUGUGCAAGCCGUGCUCAAGGGCGAACGGAAAGGUGACCCAGCGAUUGGGCGCUACCUGCUAGACACGCUGAGCGCCGAGGGGCCGGUACUGGGUCGCAAAGGCGCGGAGGCGCUCGUGGGAUCCCAGCUACAGGACACAAUUAUGGUUUCCUACCUGGCGAGCUUGGUCAGGAGUCAGGCAGAGGUGUCAUCCCGCCUUGCCUUGGUUACGUAGUGUUGUACUAUUGCUGGUCUGUAGGCGUAGUGGCCUAUGUGCAUGGUAAUGUUCAUCCCGUC